Messenger RNA from Caenorhabditis briggsae, 690 nucleotides. Gene Ontology annotation, cellular component: cytoplasm. Gene Ontology annotation, biological process: peptidyl-lysine dimethylation; peptidyl-lysine monomethylation. The record is from RefSeq and is a predicted model, not a curated record. Gene Ontology annotation, molecular function: protein-lysine N-methyltransferase activity. The transcript has 5 exons. Lineage: Eukaryota; Metazoa; Nematoda; Chromadorea; Rhabditida; Rhabditidae. The coding region runs from base 1 to 690 and encodes 229 amino acids.
AUGAGCGAAAAGAAUGUUGAUAUUGCUCCUUCGCAACUUGGAACUAAAGACUUCUGGGAUAACCGGUAUGAAAUGGAGCUCGCUAACUUCGAAGAGCACGGCGACGAAGGGGAAAUAUGGUUUGGAACAGCGGCAGAAAACAGGAUUAUCAAAUAUCUGAUCGACUCGAAAACAGCAAAAAAUUCAGAAAUUCUCGAUUUAGGAUGUGGAAACGGAUCAGUUUUGAGAAAAUUGAGGUCAAAAAGGUUUUCGAGAUUGACAGGAGUUGAUUACUGUCAAAAAGCAGUCGAUCUGUCGAAUGCGGCUUCGAAAGCAGAAAAAGAAGAGGAUAAUGAAGAAGGAAUGAUCGAUAUCGAAUUUGAGCAAUUAGAUAUUACUGCUCCUCGACCCGACUUCCUAUCUUUACAAUUCGACGUAGUUCUUGACAAGGGAACAUGGGAUGCAAUGAGCCUUUCAGAAGAACGUGGCGAUCGGCUGAAGGCGUACACCGAUCUUCUCGACAAAGUGCUCAAUAAGAAUGGUCGCUUCGUAGUCUUCUCCUGCAAUUUUACUCUAAAUGAGCUUCAAGAGCAAUUUGGUGGUUCGAUUCUGGAGAUGGUGUGUGAAGUGCCAGCGACUCAUAGCUUUUCUUUCGGUGGAAAACAAGGUGUCACUUCAACCGGUGUCGUCUUCCGGAAGAAGGCCUCAUAA